This is a messenger RNA of Mus pahari (shrew mouse), 831 nucleotides long. RefSeq names its product endoplasmic reticulum protein 27 (gene Erp27). Gene Ontology annotation, biological process: response to endoplasmic reticulum stress; protein folding. NCBI's taxonomy places the organism in Eukaryota, Metazoa, Chordata, Mammalia, Rodentia, Muridae. Bases 55 to 831 code for a protein of 258 amino acids. The record is from RefSeq and is a predicted model, not a curated record. The transcript is spliced from 7 exons. Gene Ontology annotation, cellular component: endoplasmic reticulum.
UCCUGGAUCGGCACCCCCAUAUUCAACAUCUACAGUGGGCACCGGAGAGGAGCAAUGAAAAUCACCAGGUCUAGAUGCCUAAUCCUCUCGUUUGUCCUCGUGUGUGGGCUGGUUCCAAAGGUUACAGCAGAUGUUGAAGAAGCCACGGGUGGUCUCAGCACUAUCCAGGAACCCAUAUGGCUAACAGACGUCCCAGCCACCCUGGAAUUCAUCGCUGCUGCUGAAGUGGCCAUCAUAGGCUUCUUCCAGGAUUUAGAAAUACCAAUUGUGUCUGUGUUCCGGAGCAUGGCACAACAGUUCCAAGAUGUAUCAUUUGGAAUCAGCAACCAUUCUGAGGUCCUGACCCAUUUCAACGUCACCAGCAACAGCAUCUGCCUCUUUCGAUUGGUUGAUAAUCAACAACUACGUUUAGAUGCUGAAGACAUUGAAAGUCUUGAUGCUGCCAAACUGAGUCGUUUCAUUCACAUGAACAACCUCCACUGGGUGACGGAGUACAGCCCUAUGAUUGCAGCCGGUUUAUUUAACACCAUGGUUCAGACCCAUCUUCUCCUGAUGAUGAAGAAGGCUUCCCCAGAGUAUGAAGAGAGUAUGCACAGAUAUCGGGAGGCAGCUAAGCUCUUCCAGGGACAGGUGAGCUGGGAAUGGCCACCACCACAAGGAAGACAGGGCUGGGAAGAUGGAAGUGGUAUGGUUUCCAGGUUGUGGGAGUGGGUGAGGAUGCCCAGAGACUAUCAGAGUGAGCUGGAUACCCCAAAGCUAGAGUUACAGGGUGCUGCGAACUCCCUGAGAGAUCACGAAGCUGAAGGAGACUCCGGGAAGGAGGAGCUCUGA